AAGUUUAUCACCAAGGCGAUUGCAGAAGCAAUCACCGCACUCAAAAGUAAAAGAAAAGGGCUUGAACUAUCAAGCUCUAGUUCUAGUAGUGCUAGUACUACUAGUAGCAAAGAUGAUAGAGGGCGAUCAGAUAGUGAAAGCA
Racocetra fulgida is the source of this 142-nucleotide messenger RNA. NCBI's taxonomy places the organism in Eukaryota, Fungi, Glomeromycota, Glomeromycetes, Diversisporales, Gigasporaceae. The record is from the annotation of a GenBank genome assembly.